Molecule: messenger RNA, 3246 nt
Organism: Physcomitrium patens
Lineage: Eukaryota; Viridiplantae; Streptophyta; Bryopsida; Funariales; Funariaceae
Source: RefSeq, a predicted model, not a curated record
CAACAACAACUACAGUGAUGUCACAGAAAAGCACUUCUCUCGCUAUAUUCGUUCUGGUGGUGGAGUGAAGCACUUCUCGUCGCACCGAGAGUGGUAGUGGGAUUGGUUAGAAUCCGGGAUGAUGAUGAGGGGAUGGGAUUCCAGGGGGAGGAGGAGACGCUAAUUCGGUGAACGGAGGAGGCUCUUCUGUCGAAGAAGAAGGAGCAGUAGAAGAAGAAGAAGAAGAAGAAGAAGAAGAAGAGAGCUAUUUUUGCUUGCAUGACAGGGCAUCAUUUACUUUGAAUGAUUGAUGAAACCUACUGCUCACUUCCUCCCUCUCUCCCUCUAUCAUCGUCAUCCUCCUCCUCCAUUGGGGCUGUCUGUCUGUCUCCUUUCAUUUUGGGUACUACUAUUACGACUACUGUUGAUCGUUCACCAUCCAAUCCAGUGUGAGUCUCACAAGUCGACUGCGAACCCUGUGCUGUCAAUCCCCCACGUCUUCUUGUCGUGAUUUUGAUGACUCGUGGGGAGCUCGGGAUUCUUGACCUCUUCUUUUCGGUGUUAGGUUAAGUUUCGCGAUUCCCUGCUUGUCGAACUCGAAAAGAUUUUUGAAGAGUGCUUUUUUUUUGCCACGAAGACGAAGAAGGAGAAAGAGAAGGAGAUGUAGUUCGGUUUUGAUCUUGAGCAGAUUUCGCCAAUCGCUUUAGGUUGUUCUCUCGCUUCGGUAAGGAAGUUUGUGCAUCGGGAGAGAUUUCCAAACAACUGGUUAUCGGCUUUCUGUUGCUGGAGACGUCAGAUCUGUAGGCUUUAGGGGUUUAGUUCGUGGAGUGGAGUUGGGAUGGUGCCGAGAAUUGAGCGUCCAGUGCGUGAUCCGCGCAAUAUUGCCGUAUUGGUGGGUGUUGGAAGGUUGGAAGUCGGAGUGUAGAGCUCGUGUGUUUUCUGGUGUGGCUUAGUUCGGGUAUGCGAGGAAUCUGAAGCUUCUGGACUCUUGGAUUUUAACCUUUGCUUGUCCUAAUCUCAAAAAGUCUGCGUGUGUGUAACGUGGUUGCUUCGACCGACGCAAAGAAUAUUGAUAAUCUGGAUGCGAUACUGGAUCAAAUUCCUGGCUGCGAAUAGGCAGUCAAAGAUUCGGGAGCAACAGUAGCUUUCUGUGACAUCGCUAUGCAUACGCACAAUGGUUUCAAGUAAGAUCUAAAAAUGUGAUAGCAAGCUAGAUCAGGAAGCGAAAAAGGGAGCGGGUGCCGACAUUAACUUCUCCUCAGCGGAGGAGUCAAUUUUUAAGAGAUCCAGGCACUAGGGUUUGAAGUAGAACAGGCACAUGACAGAGCAGUUUUGUAAAAAUUCCUGCGUGAACGUCAAGAGAGCAUUAGUGUGAGUUGCAGAGUGCACAAAUUGUUCAAAAGCAGGGAUUAGUCCAAGAAUGCUGCGGCAGUGAUACACAUGUUUGGGAUACAAUGCCAAUGCCAUCUUCGCGGUUCGCACCCGCUCCGUCAACCUCUCAGAGGAUUCUCUUUGUGUUGACAUCGCUUACUGUGUGUCUAGCUCUAUUUGCUUUUGGACUUCAAUGGAGAGGUGGGGAUCUUGUGGAUUCGGCUCGGCUUGGGGACAACUCUCUGCUGCCUGGUCUUCAAAAAGAGCAUUUGAACUCACCUUUGAAUGGGCACCUUGGUUCUAACCCUGAUUGCACUCGAAUCCUGCCGCCUCACAUUGGAAUGUUUCCACAUUAUAUUGGGUGGCAAUACGCAAUUCAGAACAAACAUUCUUCCAAGAUUGCCAUCACUUCAAGCACGUCGGCUGGACUAGAGCAGAUUCUGCCGUGGCUAUAUUACCACCGGACUAUCGGUGUGACCCAUUUCUUCCUUUUUGUUGAGGGAAAGGCAGCAUCCCUAAAUUCAACAUCCGUUUUGGAACUAAUUCCUGGGGUGAAGAUUAUUCAUCGUACCAGCGAGCUGGAGGAGAACCAGGCCAAAAGUCGGAUAUGGAAAGAGACAUGGCUGUCGGGGUUUUUUUACAAGCCAUGCAACUAUGAGCUUUUUGUCAAACAGUCUUUGAACAUGGAGAUGGCAAUUGUCUUUGCAAGGGAGGUUGGAAUUGAUUGGAUAAUCCAUCUUGAUACUGAUGAAUUACUGUAUCCAGCUGGAGCUCCUGAAUACUCUUUACAGCGCUUGCUUAAUGAUGUCGCUCCUGACGUCGAUAUGGUGGUAUUCCCUAAUUAUGAGACUGCAAUUGAGCGCGAAGAUAUUGAAGAGCCCUUCAGUGAGGUAACCAUGUUCAAGAAAAAUUAUGAUCAUGUACCCAAAGAGACAUACUUUGGGCUAUAUCGAGAAGCUACUCGGGGCAACCCCAACUACUUUUUGACCUACGGUAAUGGUAAAGCUGCUGCCCGCAUGCAAGACAAUCUGCGACCCAAUGGUGCCCACAGGUGGCACAACUACGCAAAAACGCCAAAUGAGAUCAAGCUUGAGGAGGCAGCAGUUUUGCAUUACACAUACACAAAAUUUUCAGAUCUGACAUCACGACGUGAUCGAUGUCACUGUAAGCCUACUAAGGAGGAUGUGAAGCGAUGCUUCAUGCUUGACUUUGACCGAGCGGCUUUCAUUAUUGCUUCCACAGCGUCACAGGAGGAAAUGAAACGCUGGUAUAGGAAGCACGUCGUAUGGACUGAUAAGGAUCUCAACAUGAAACUGAUGCGAAAAGGACUCUUGACACGACUCUAUGUCCCUGCGGCGAUUGUCCAAGGCUUGCAAGAGGCAGGAGUGUUUAGCAACGCCGUGCAGGCAGGGCAAGCCAACCUGGAAAAGACCCUACAACGUGAAAAGAUUCAAAGCUCAUCAAAUGGGACAAUAAAAACUUCAAAGCCAUUAUCCGCGCUGGAGAAAUCCUUACAACAAGACAAGAAUAUCUUCAACAUCCCAGUUACUUCAAACCAGGGUGCUGCAGGUGGGCGAGCAGCGGCCAUGCCUCCAAGAUCACCUCCAUCCACUGACCUCAUUCAGUAGCUUCCAUUGGCCUCGGAUUUGUUUAGCAACAAAGAUUUGUAUUGUCUUUCGGCUGCUCCAAAGCAUUCAUAGGUACAACUUCUGAUGGCUACUAUUGUUUGGACCUACUCUGUGAUUUGCUUCUCACUGUCAAAUUGUUUGGAAUACAAUGUCCAGCCAAAGCUCAGAUACCUUUUAUGUGAGAUCUAUUGGAGAGGGAAUUCCAAGAUGCUUCACAGCGUCAUGUACAAUACAGAGCUCCACAUUCCAUUUUCUUUUUCCUUUUCUA